AUGUUGAAAACAUUUGUUUUACAUAAUCUGUGUUUUAUUCUCCAUGGUUUUAUUAUCUUAAUCUCUUUUAAUUACGUGAAUGGCUAUUCUAGUUUUUGGGCGCCAUUGUACGACCCUACUAUUUUAAAUUACCGCGUAAAUGCAAAAUUCGAACCAAAUUUGGACAAAAAAGUGAUAGAUGAAUAUAAAAAUGUCAAUGGAUAUAGAAGUGAAAAAUUUAUUGCUAAUUUAGGUAACGGCAAAGGAGUUAACAACUUCAUGCAAAAUGGGAUUCAAGAACCAGUUUCAGUUUAUUACACUUAUAGAGGAGCACAUAAUUGAAUAAGUAUUCAUUUGCUCUCACUAGAUAUAAUCUGUGGUUUUAUAUUCAUAUAUUGGUUUCAUGGUUGGUACGUACCAGACCAGGACCAAAGUGAAGAUUUUUUUUUUAUGUAUAUUGUAUAUCAUCUCUUCAAUUUUCAGUAAUUGUAGUGUAAUAAUUGAAACUUCCAAAAAAUACUUUACAAAAACAUCAACACUGUAGCAUUAUAUAAUAAAAAAUUACACGCUUAUACUUUUACGGGCUAAGCUCUUGAGUU
Molecule: messenger RNA, 578 nt
Organism: Bombyx mandarina (wild silkworm)
Lineage: Eukaryota; Metazoa; Arthropoda; Insecta; Lepidoptera; Bombycidae
Source: RefSeq, a predicted model, not a curated record